AUGGCGAUCGCCGACAGCCCCCACCACCCCAAGUGGGGGAUAUGUCCCUUCUGGCAGUCCGCAGCGCCGUCUUCUUCUUCCUCGUCCACCCAGAAUCUGUACGACCAACCACCCCAGAACCACGGCCACCAGUACGGCGGCGCUGCUCCAAACACGCGCUCGUCCGCCGUAUCCUCCGUCGCCAGAUCGAUACUACCCACCCGUCGGAGACUCCGCCUGGACCCUUCCAGCAACCUCUACUUCCCUUGUGCGUGGGUUAAUUAUUUGUUUUCUUCAAGUUUUGUUCUUGUAAAGGUGUCGCCUUUUUUUUGGGGAUUCCGAGAUGAACCAGGAAAGCAGGCGAGGAGUGCUGUCAGGAUUAAGAACUCCAGCAAGUCAUAUGUGGCUUUCAAGUUUCAAACGACCGAACCCAAGAGUUGUUACAUGCGACCGCCUGGCGGUAUUCUUGCUCCUGGAGAAGGCCUCAUAGCCUCCGUGUUCAAAUUCGUGGAGCAUCCGGAGAACAAUGAGAAACCCGUAAAUCAAAAGAGCAAGGCUAAGUUCAAGAUUAUGAGUCUUAAAGUGAAAGAAGGAACAGAUUAUGUCCCUGAGUUGUUUGACGAGCAAAGGGAUCAAGUAACUGUUGAACGUAUAUUGCGGGUUGUAUUCUUGGAUCCAGAGCGUGCUAAUCCUGCGCUCGAUAAACUGAAGCGCCAGCUGGCCGAAGCAGAUACUGCACUCGAAGCCCGAAAGAAGCCUCCACAAACAGAUACGGGCCCGCGUGUGGUUGGGCUUGGUGAAGGUCUUGUUAUAGAUGAAUGGAAAGAACGUCGGGAAAAGUAUCUUGCUCGGCAGCAAGUUGAAGCGAGAAUGUUAGAAGGCAAGGCAGUGGUUAAGGAGACUGAUAUGCUGCAAACUAUGCAGCAAAAUGCACUCAAUUUGGCAGCCAAGGCUCUUGAUUUCUUUGAUGUUACUGACUCAACUGAUAUAGCCAGAUUCAUUAAAAAGGAAUUUGACAGGGUUUAUGGACCGGGUUGGCAAUGUAUUGUGGGAAGGGAUUUCGGGUCAUUUGUGACCCAUUGCUGUGGUUGUUUCAUCCAUUUUUAUGUGGGGAGCCUUGCAAUUUUGCUGUUCAAAGGGUCAUCAAAUGGACAAGAAGACCAUGGGGAUGUUCAUCAAUUUCAGGCUAUGAAGGGCAUAACUAAUUGAUUUUUAAUUUCAAUUUUAGCUAUCUAUAUGUAUAAUUUUCAUAAUUAAUCCAAUAGUGUUUGUCCCUAUCAGGUUUGUACUUUUGAUUUCAUUAUCGAUUAUUCACAUACAACACAUCAAUUUUACAUUAUCUACAGUGUCGUAUUCCUGUUUCAUAUCGUGCGACUCAUAAUUGUCACUAAGUUUGUGUAACCGAGCCAUGUUGAGCCGAGCUUGGCUCAUGAACUAAACGAAUUAGUAAUCGAGCUCGACCUCGAUCGACUCGUUUAUCAAUACUAACGAGCCGAAUUAUAAAAUAUAUAUAAAUAUUCUUAUCA
Molecule: messenger RNA, 1505 nt
Organism: Striga asiatica
Lineage: Eukaryota; Viridiplantae; Streptophyta; Magnoliopsida; Lamiales; Orobanchaceae
Source: the annotation of a GenBank genome assembly